Molecule: messenger RNA, 714 nt
Organism: Blastomyces dermatitidis ER-3
Lineage: Eukaryota; Fungi; Ascomycota; Eurotiomycetes; Onygenales; Ajellomycetaceae
Exons: 4
Coding region: 1-714 (237 amino acids)
Source: RefSeq, a predicted model, not a curated record
AUGUAUUCUACGUACGCUCCGAUCCUCGGCCAUUCUCGAUCGCCGAUCCUCGGCCGCCACCCCGAUCAAUCAUAUAGACUAUUCCGUUACACUCCACAGAUUCCACAUACGCUCAGAUCCUCGGCCAUUCUCGAUUGCAGAUCCUCGGCCAUUCUCGAUUGCCGAUCCUCGGCCGCUACGAACGUGUAUAUGUUCUUCCGCCCCGAAGCUCCACCGCACACUGAGUCCCCAGAUAGUCCCCAGAUAGAAGCUUGCUCGCCAGUCACCCUGGCCCUGCAACAAGAUCUUACAAAGAGAAGGAACACUCCUCUUACAACAUUCAUCCCUGACUUCAACACCAAGAUCCUAGAAGCAGGUGAUCAAUCUUGGAAGGAUAGAAUGAAGAUUAGCAUGCUCAAGAAGACAUUGACUUUUGAACUCUUACAGGCCCUUGUAAGUGCAGAUGAAGACCCAACUUAUGAAGGCUUCUGCACACAGCUCCGGACAAUGAAUGACCAUCUUACCAAGCUCAAGAAUAUACAGAACAGUGGCAGAAGACAUUACACCCCAGCGACUUAUACACCUGCACCAAUGAAUAACCCAGUCACUUAUACACCUGCACUGACAGAUAACCCAGCCACUCAUACACCCACACCGAAGAACAACCAUGAUGCAGAUAUCAUGAACUGGAUAGAUUCAAAUGCCUAUGCACAAGCAAGAGUUUCUGCCAUUUGA